Messenger RNA from Kogia breviceps (pygmy sperm whale), 2532 nucleotides. Lineage: Eukaryota; Metazoa; Chordata; Mammalia; Artiodactyla; Physeteridae. The record is from RefSeq and is a predicted model, not a curated record.
AUGGCGGAGCCCACGCGCGCCGCGGAGCCGGGGAGGUUUGCGCUCCGCUCGCCGCGCUGCAGGGAGGGCGCGGUGCCAGGCGCGAGCUCCCAGAGACCCCAAAAGAAAGCUUUUUAUUUGCUGAGUUUGAAGCCCCUGAAGGAGCCCGCCCCCAACGACAACAACAACAACGUGUCCUUUGUGAUCCAUUGUCAACUAGGCAAGGAGAUCCAACACAUUUGCAGCAACUGCAGUCGUGGCGAGGACGCCCGGGACGCUGAGGAAGUGGAGAGGCUGGCGGCAAUGCGAUCUGACUCCCUUGUCCCAGGUACCCACACCCCACCCAUCCGGAGGAGGAGUAAGUUUGCCAACCUGGGAAGGAUUUUCAAGCCUUGGAAAUGGAGGAAGAAGAAGAGUGAAAAGUUCAAACACACGUCUGCAGCCCUGGAAAGGAAAAUAUCGAUGAGGCAAAGCAGAGAGGAGCUAAUAAAACGAGGGGUCUUAAAGGAAAUCUAUGAUAAAGACGGGGAGCUCUCCAUAUCGAAUGAAGAUGACUCCCUGGAAAACGGGCAGUCCCUGAGCUCCAGCCAGCUAUCUCUGCCCGCCCUGUCCGAGAUGGAGCCAGUCCUGAUGCCCAGGGAUCCCUGCUCAUACGAGGUGCUCCAACCUUCCGACAUCAUGGAUGGGACAGUGUCUGAAGAGAGCCCCUCUGCCAGUGAGUCUGGAGUCCUCCUGCCCCAAGAGCCUUCAGCCAAACCCGUCCUGCUCCUGCCCCCCAAAAAACCUGCUGCUUUCCCUGGACACCAUGAGGAGACCCCAGUGAAGCAGCUCUCUCUCCUCAAGCAACCCCCCGCCCUGCCUCCCAAACCCACUGCCAGGGUUGCCAACCACUUAACAGAUCCUGGCGCCCCUGUGAAAUUGCCUUGUCUGCCAGUGAAGCUGUCGCCUCCGCUACCUCCAAAGAAAGUCAUGAUCUGUAUGCCCAUGGGGGGGCCAGACCUCUCCCUGGCGUCCUACGCGGCCCAGAAGAGCGGCCAGCAGGGCGGGGCCCAGCACCACCACACCGUCCUGCCCUCCCAGAUCCAGCACCAGCUGCAGUACGGCAGCCUCAGCCAGCACCUCCCUGCCACCACCGGCUCCCUCCCCAUGCACCCCUCGGGCUGCAGGAUGAUAGACGAGCUGAACAAAACGCUGGCCAUGACCAUGCAGAGGCUGGAAAGCUCUGAACAGCGGGUGCCCUGUUCUACUUCUUACCACAGCUCUGGUUUGCACUCGGGUGACAGUGUCACAAAAGCAGGACCUCUGGGCCUUCCGGAAAUAAGACAAGUGCCCACUGUUGUGAUUGAAUGUGAUGACAAUAAAGAAAAUGUGCCUCAUGAAUCAGACUACGAAGACUCUUCUUGCCUGUACACAAGAGAGGAGGAGGAGGAGGAGGAAGAAGAGGAAGAUGACGACAGCUCCUUGUAUACCACCUCCCUGGCCAUGAAGGUGUGCAGGAAGGACUCCUUGGCCAUCAAACUCAGCAACAGGCCCUCCAAGCGAGAGCUGGAAGAGAAGAACAUCCUUCCGAGGCAGACGGAUGAAGAGAGGCUGGAGCUGAGGCAGCAGAUCGGCACCAAGCUCACCAGGCGACUGAGCCAGAGGCCGACUGCAGAGGAGUUGGAGCAAAGGAACAUUCUGAAACCUCGGAAUGAACAAGAGGAACAAGAGGAGAAACGAGAGAUCAAGAGGAGGUUAACUCGAAAGCUCAGCCAGAGGCCCACAGUGGAAGAGCUGAGGGAACGGAAGAUCCUCAUCCGCUUCAGCGAUUACGUGGAGGUGGCCGACGCUCAGGACUAUGACCGCAGGGCCGACAAGCCCUGGACCCGCCUCACCGCUGCAGACAAAGCCGCCAUUCGGAAGGAGCUCAAUGAAUUUAAAAGCACUGAAAUGGAAGUUCACGAAUUGAGUAGACAUUUAACAAGGUUAGUAUCAAGUGGGCUUUUUUUCCCCUCAAAUUAUAACACGUACCCCCAAACUGAACCAUCCUAGCUGCUUGUGGAGGACAAGUGGUGUGGUGGGUGCAGGGAGGGGAGAAGAUAAAAGAAAGAUCCAGUGGGGAUCCACAGGUUCCACUGUGGUUUCUGAAAGUAAGGGAAGGAGCAUGAAAGGCCCAGGCUGAACGCAGCCUUCUCAAGGCCUAGUUUUUAACUCAUUCGAACUGAAGAGCUCCUAAAUGCCAGACCACCAACAUGGUGGGUAUUUAGGAGAACGUAAGCUGAGGAGAACAGAUCAAUUGCCAAUUUACUGCCAGUCAGCCGAGACCAAACUAGGAUAAAGUACCAAAUCCACGUGGGACUUCGGGAGCGGGGUCAUGCCUGUGAUGCCAUGUCAUUCUCCCAGACAGUCGUGUGUGAUGCUACUUGGGGAAACUGAGGCACAGGGAGAUGGGAGGCGCUUAUACAAGGUCACAGGGCUAGUCAGCGACAGAGCCGUUGACUGAGUUCUUCUGACCCUCUCCUUUGAGAACAUCUGGAGAAACAGUGCCCGACUCAGAGACACAAGGCUGGGGUC